Messenger RNA from Pungitius pungitius (ninespine stickleback), 4720 nucleotides. RefSeq lists its product as uncharacterized. The transcript has 11 exons. The coding region runs from base 854 to 3127 and encodes 757 amino acids. The record is from RefSeq and is a predicted model, not a curated record. NCBI's taxonomy places the organism in Eukaryota, Metazoa, Chordata, Actinopteri, Perciformes, Gasterosteidae. Gene Ontology annotation, molecular function: protein binding.
ACAUCUAUUUAAGUUACAUGUAUAUUUGGGAUGAGAACCAUGAUACAUAUUCAUUGUUAUUGUAUCAUUCUUUUAUCCCCUCUGCUUGCAUUUCUCCUUCGGAGAGUGUCUGCCUCUGGCUUUGCAAUAAUGAGAAGAUGAUCUCAAUUGAACGGCAGCUGCUGAUAUUGAAUUCCAUUCAUUUGUCUCAGGGCUCUGGUGCUAAUUAUCCCCUAAGUAAGUGUUUCACAUUAAGCAAAUGGGGUAACUGAAAUGGUUCCUUCGUUUUUAUCACAGAGGCCAUCAUCAACAAUCAAACACAAAAAGAAUCUGUUCAAUUGUAUCAUCCAGCUUAUCAUAUAACGUCCAAAAUCAUUUGAAUAGGAAGAAUACUGACUCACGACAGUGAACAGCAAACAUGGAGUUUUCUUUAUGUCUGUGUAAAGUGCAGACAUGACAGGGAGAAUAAGAAGCACCUCUUGGCAAAUGGAUCCAUCAGCCACAGGUCGGCAAGAAGCAUAUAUAGAAUGAUAAAGAUCAUUAUUCAUUAUUUUUCCCUGAAAUUUCACAUCUGCUUCCCAAGCUUCUCAAACAUUCUUAAAAUCAUACAGUGUGGUUUGGAGAAAAGCUGUGGAGAGAAGAGGAGGAGGACAGGAUGGAAAUUUCUCUCAUCUUAAUUGUUCUUUCUGUGCCUCUAUUUUUCUCUUUGGGUAGAAGAGAGGCCUUGAGGGUUUGAGCAACUGGUCUCACAAUCCAAAAGGCACAAAGGAGGAGCCAAUUCAAGAUAUUUUGCUCUGGUGAGCCCACUGUGGUGCACUGCCUGAAGUGCAACAGGGCCCAGGUGAACAUCUCGGUCCAUCUCAAGCGGGUGUGCAUGAAGGGCAACACACCAGAAGAAAGGGCGACUGAGUUGCAGAAGAUGAAGUCCUCCAGCCGCAGGUUUCUCCGCGUAUCCCGGUGUUGGGAUUACAGAUACAUGUGCGAGAUCUUGCCACACAAGCCCAGCCGUUCAGCGUUGUUGGAAGUGUUCCUUAAACUGGGCUUCUUGGUGGAAAACCAACCACGUGAGGCUGAUACGGACUCAAUCGAUGCCUCAACUUCUGAAGCCACGGCUCGUUCUCCCGCACCGACCGCAGCUGUGUCUUCUGAGCCAGAUUCUGGGUCGUCUCCGUCUUCUUCUGAUGAAGAUGCAGGGACAAGUGAUCGGACAAGUCAAAAAGAUCAUCCAGUUGUGACAACAACUGUGCGGUUCAAGAUCAAAGACGCUGGUCUGUACAAGAAGUUUUCCAACGACGAUGAGCUCAUCGUGGGGUUUAUAAAGUACUUGUCGAAUGACCGGAAUGUCACCAAUUACAAAACAAAGGUUGACAAUGUAUCGCGGUUCCUGCGCUUCAUGCAGCCAACUGGGGACUUCGCUACCCUGGACUUCCUAACAAAGACUACGGAGACCAGAGACUUCCUCAAUGCUCUAAAAAGCACUGGGCUGUGCCAGAGGACAGUUUGCUAUUUUAUUAAGAACAUUCUCCAGUUCGUUGAGUACCUGAGGAAUGGUUUGGAUGUGGCUGCGUCCAACUCGACGUUGCAGAGCCAGUGCCAGGCUUACAAAGAGCUGGUUCAUACACUGAAAAAGGCCAUGCUGGGGACCGAUUCCAAGCUGUCCACAAAACACAUGCCGUUUGUGGACGACAAACGCAGCCUCAGAGAGUGCCAGGAGGUUUUGAGAGUUGCUAAAACAGACUUCCUCAAAACAUUUCGAAAGUGUGUCUCAGACCAGAGCUGCUCCAAGGUCUCUGAAAAUGAGUUGACAAAUUUCAGAUACUACUGCGAAGCGAUCUUAGUACUCCGUCACUUUCAGCCCCCGGCAGUAGUGGAAGAAAUGACUGUGCAGCAGUGGAUUGAAAGGAAGCCGUUUGAUAACAGCUUAGUGAUCGUCGUCAGUGAUCACAAAACGCCAUCCUCACUGCUUGGUACAUUUGCCAUUACACAAGAGGAGGAAGCUUGGUUUGACGCGUACUACAGGUACAUUCGCCCAGAAUACAUAAAUGACCCCUGUGAUCAUUUCUUCUUAUCGACAAAAAGAUUAAAAGUCUGGAGCGUGACGAGUGACCUCCGUCGUCUGCAUACGAGCUACAAGGUGAAAAAUACAAACAGCCGGGAGGUCAGAAGGAUUGCUCGGACAGAGGUGGAUUUAAGCUGUUCGGAUCGCCAGAAGAGGGACGUGGCCUGUUACAUGGCUCACACCACCGGUGCCACGCCACCGCGGCACAGCGAGUCGCUGACUCCAGCACGUGUCGCGCAGACAUCUGUGCUGCUGGCAAAGUUGACCGACCAGUCGCACGAGACUUCUCCUCGGCAAGAAGCCCUGGUUUCAGCCAGAGGAUAUGAGGAUUUUACCGCUUCAUUUCCUGUGACAAAUGAUGGCGAGCCCCCAACCAAGAAGGUGAGGGUUGCUGCUGGGUUUCCAGACAACUGCAUUUUCUAUAAUAAGUGGCGAGGAGAGCAGUAUAACAAGCGAUCAAAACAGCUGCUGUCAUAUUUCAAAACUCGCAAGCCAUUACCCAUGGUGGUGUCCGAGUAUAUCGGGAAGCAAGGGUGGAAGUGCAACCACCCCACAGUGGAUGAGUUUUUGAAAAUGUGGAAGAAAGCCGUGAUAGAUAAAAACGAGGAUGACAAGCAUGUCCUAAAGAGCGUGAUCACACAGAAGUGGAAAGGAGUUUCUUUCAAAGACUUUGGUGAAAAAAAAGGAGUGGUUGCGACCAUGCCCUUUUCGGAAGGCGACAUUGUAUGCGACUUCCAUGGUGAAAUCAUCACAGCUAAUAUAGGGAAUCAAAUGAUGGGGACCAGAAUGGACAAAGCUUCACACAUGCUAUUCUUUACGACUCAGGAUAAGGAUCUCUGCAUUGAUACCCGUCUGUGCAAGUGCCAUCCAGGUAUGGACACGGUUGGCAGAUGGAUCAAUCGCUCCAGCAAAAAGCCAAACCUGAGGCCGUUUCACCGGGUCUUGAGCAUUGAUGGAAAGGUCAGUAACGUAAUCCUCUUGAAGGCCCUAAGAGACGUCAACGUGGACGAGGAACUUUCGUUUCAGCUCCAUCACCCGGCAGACUCACUAGAGGAAGAGGUUCUAUCUGACGACGCUGAAGAAAUGUAACCUCAAAGGCCGACUUCCAGAGCCCUGAAGCGAGCAAGGCCGGGUGACUCACCCUGGACACCCUUCCAUUUGGCAUGGUGGGAGUCCAUCAGGACCACGGCAACGCAAACAGUUCCCCCCCCGUCGGCAGUCAGAACAAAGCCAGACAGCGUUCACUCCCCUGAACAUCGGCGUUACACUUAUACUACACUUGUUAUUUUACUGGUAUCUGCUAGUCUUAUUAUUUUUUCAAAUAAGAUUCUAUGUGCUGCUGUUCUGAUUUUAUUGACUAUCUCUGUGUGCCCACUGAUGCACUUAAGCUUUUCAUGUUCAUGUGACCUUUCACCUGUUCCUCAUUUAUUGGGGCAAUGCAAAAUUCAGCUGAAUUUGCAGCAUGUUUUCCACUUUGAACUCUUUAUUUCUUAAUUUUGAUUACAGAUCAAAGAAAUAUUGGAAAACUGAGUUUUAUUUAUAUAUAGUUUGAAAUUUGGAUGUUAAAACAUAAAUAAACUUCUUUACCAUGGCCUAUUACUUUAUCCAAUCAUGCUCUAUGUUGACUACAACAACAAAUGUUCAUUUGACUGUACAUAGAAGUGCAUCUACUCUCACUCUUUUGAUUAGAAUUGAUGUGUGACCGAAGUCAUGAGUAUGACUACAGACCAAAAAAAACGGUUAAAUACAGAAGGUUCAAACAAAUGUAUUUGUGUCUGAAAGCUCCAAGACGCUUGACCCAACACGCCAUAUCGCAGAAAUGAGCUGAGCCAGCAAAAUCCUUCAGUAAAGCAUGUUUCCAGGGCUCAUAUUAUAUUGAACAUACAGUAUGCACCUCAGGGACUGUAAGCCAUCUCAUGUACACUACAUUUCCUCAGUAAUAAUUUAACAAAUAAAAGCCGUAAUGCUGGCUGUUCAUAUUGUGGUGGGGCACCCACAACUGGAAUCAGAUAUGAAAGUGAUGCCGUUAUGGAAUAUAAAAUUAUAUGCAAAUAAAGAUAACAAAUAUUUAUUUAUUUUUGUUUACUUUAACAUACAUAUACUGUAUAUCAACGUAAAAAGCGAAACGCUGGGAUGAGAAGAGACCACAGGCAGAAUUAAAAGGAUGUCUCAUCAAUGGUAAAUUCUAUCUAAUUGAAUCAUACUUGCUUGGCUUUUCAGGGUGUAUUUAACACUCUCAGAUCUACAAUCGACCCCAUGUGUCCACAAUGAGUCUGCGUCCACAAGAUGAAGGAAGGUUAGAAACCAGUGAACUCUGGCUCCUGGAGGGCAGAACAACCAAAGCUUAACCACUGCACCAAAACACCAACGGACAACCUCAGAAAGCCAAUGAUGCCGCCCGACCCCUGCACAGCCUGUUGCCGUGGUAACAGUGCAGCAAGUACCUCGGUGUCUGUCCAUGGUUAUGGCUGUCUGUUUCCAUCCUUAGGUGAAGGGAUUAAUCACUGUGAUAGCCGAGUGUUGAAUCGGGUUGGCACUGCUGCGGAGCUGACCAACUACCUGUCCGUCAGCUGACAAAGCAUGUGACCAGGAAAACCUGGUGAAAACACAGAUUCCUUCAGCGUGGCUUCUGUUCCAUCCACACGGAAAUGGGGGACAUGCACUCCCAGCUGGACAGUCUCU